Hypanus sabinus (Atlantic stingray) is the source of this 4574-nucleotide messenger RNA. RefSeq names its product potassium channel tetramerization domain containing 3 (gene kctd3). Bases 156 to 2627 code for a protein of 823 amino acids. The record is from RefSeq and is a predicted model, not a curated record. Gene Ontology annotation, molecular function: protein binding. Gene Ontology annotation, biological process: protein homooligomerization. NCBI's taxonomy places the organism in Eukaryota, Metazoa, Chordata, Chondrichthyes, Myliobatiformes, Dasyatidae. The transcript is spliced from 18 exons.
GCGACUGCGCCCGGCGAACGGGCGGGCGUGGGGGUGCGGCCGAGCGCCUGCAGCUGGGCCCGGGCCUCUGUGAGAUGCCUGCGGGGGAGAUCGUGAUGUAGAGCAGCAGCUCCGCUCACCGAGCCUGGGCUCAGCUGAGUGGCGUGGGGGCGAGAAUGGCAGGGAACUGUAGCAACCUCGCGGCGGCAGCGGCUGGCGAGAUCAUCCAGCUGAACGUGGGCGGCACCAGGUUCAGUACCUCCAGGCAAACACUAAUGUGGAUUCCAGACUCCUUUUUCUCCAGCUUACUGAGUGGGAGAAUCUCAACACUACGGGAUGAAACUGGAGCAAUAUUUAUUGACCGGGAUCCCACUGCAUUUGCACCAAUUCUGAAUUUUCUUAGAACAAAAGAGUUAGAUUUAAGGGGGGUAAACAUCAAUGUUCUAAGACAUGAAGCUGAAUUUUAUGGAAUUACUCCUCUAGUUCGCCGCCUAUUGCUAUGUGAAGAACUUGAACGAUCGUCAUGUGGUAGUGUUCUCUUCCAUGGGUAUCUGCCCCCUCCAGCUAUUCCCAGUAGAAAAGGAAGCAUUGGGGGUGCUGGAACCUUGCAGGACAGUAAAUCUGGACCAAGCAUGGCAGAAGGGGUAGUCCAUCCAAAUUCAGUUCCAUCUGUGGCAACUGGAGUCAUCUCAUCUGAAGGGUCUGCUAGAUUGGGCACAGUGGUUGAUCCCCGGAAGGUUCUGAUAGUUGCUGGUCAUCACAAUUGGAUUGUAGUAGCUUAUGCACACUUCGUAGUCUGUUACAGAAUUAAGGAGUCUUCUGGUUGGCAGCAGGUAUUUACAAGCCCUUACCUUGACUGGACAAUAGAGCGAGUUGCUGUAAAUGCUAAGGUUGUUGGUGGACCACUUGGUGAUAAAGACAAGAUGGUAGCGGUGGCAUCCGAUAGCAGUAUAAUUCUGUGGAGUAUUCAGGAUGGAGGCCGUGGCAAUGAAAUCGGUGUGUUUAGUCUUGGAGUUCCAGUGGAUGCACUCUUCUUCAUUGGUAAUCAGCUAGUCGCAACCAGUCACACAGGGAAAGUUGGUGUGUGGAAUGCAGUUACCCAACACUGGCAGGUACAGGAAGUUGUCCCUAUCACAAGCUGUGACACAGCAGGAACAUUCCUUCUGUUGGGCUGUAAUAAUGGAUCAAUAUAUUACAUAGAUAUGCAAAAAUUCCCUCUGAGGAUGAAGGAUAAUGAUCUUCUAGUUACUGAACUUUAUCACGAUCCAUCCAAUGAUGCCAUAACUGCACUAAGUGUAUACCUCACUCCCAAAACAAGCGUCAGUGGAAAUUGGAUUGAGAUUGCUUAUGGAACUAGUUCUGGAGCAGUACGUGUAAUAGUCCAGCAUCCUGAAACUGUCGGGUCAGGCCCCCAACUCUUCCAGACAUUCACAGUUCAUCGUAGCCCAGUGACUAAAAUCAUGCUGUCUGAAAAGUAUCUGGUUUCAGUAUGUGCUGAUAACAACCACGUGAGGACUUGGACAGUCACUCGAUUCAGAGGAAUGAUUUCCACACAACCAGGGUCCACUCCACUGGCAUCAUUCAAAAUACUUUCACUGGAGGAAACUGAGAGCCAUGGGAGUUAUGCUGCUGGUAAUGAUAUCGGACCCUUUGGGGAGAGGGAUGAUCAACAAGUUUUCAUUCAAAAAGUUGUUCCAGUCACAAAUAAGCUGUUUGUUCGUUUAUCUUCCACAGGGAAAAGGAUUUGUGAGAUCCAGGCAGUGGAUGGCAUGACAAUAACCGCAUUUACUGUGAGAGAAUGUGAAGGUUCUAGUCGGAUGGGUUCUCGACCAAGGCGGUAUCUCUUCACAGGCCAUGGUAAUGGAAGUAUUCAGAUGUGGGACCUGACAACUGCCAUGGACAUGGUUAACAAAGGGGAAGAGAGAGAUGUUGGAGGCCCCACAGAAGAAGAGUUGUUGAAGUUGCUGGAUCAGUGUGAUCUAAGCACAUCCCGCUGUGUUACUCCCAACAUCAGUCCAGCUGCCUCUCUAGUACAACAGACCAAACUGCAGGAGUCAAGCUCAAGUCUUCAGCUCCAGACUUCAGAGGUAUUUCAUGAGACAGCAACUUAUGGUUCUGUGAGGCCAUACAGGGAGAGUCCGCUGCUAGCAAGAGCAAGGCGAACGGAAAGCUUUCAUAGCUACCGAGACUUCCAACCUUUCACAUUCAAUAAAAAUAUAUUAGAUAAAGGGAGUACUGGUUCUGAAAGUGAGUCUUCGAUACAGCUGGAGGGGGAGCCAAAAUUAAGGAAACCUGGAACUGGAGACUAUAUCAUUAGUGAGCGAAAGAGCCAAGGGAAUGAGACUUGGGGAAGCAGGAGCCUGGAUGGGAUGCUAGACACUCCAAAAGCAGGUGAAGGUGUGACUGAAUUCAGGAAAAAGAUGCAGGAUGAAGAAAUUGAUAAGUUUGAAAACAAGAAAAAGUGUACAUUUGAAGGAGGAUUUUUAAGCAGAAAAAAAACUGUUGCAGUCCAGCAGUUAGCAUCAUGCUCUGUUGGUGCUGAAGCAGGAAGUGAGCCCCAAACCACAGCCUCGCAGUCUCCAACAAAAGUGGCCACAUCUCCACGCCACAAGAAAACUGAGGCUUUGUGUCAGGAUCAAAGUUUGUGAGUUAUCAUCACUACAAUGGAAGUUUAGAUUUUAACUAACAAGAGCAUUUAUUGCUACAGUAUUCUCUUGCACCAAAAUUGUACACUAAAUACUAUUAAGUUUAAAGAUUUUAUUUUAUUUCUUGGCAGUAUUACUUGUUUAUGGUUGUAUGAGUGCACACUAAAUUCUAGCAUUAGCAUUGUUACAAAAACUGACAGAUUUCCCUCCCUCAACUCCGAGCCUGUUGUAUACUUGUUAGGGCCUUCAGUUGGCUGAGUUCUAUUGUAAACUGCUCUAAUUUAUAUAUAACCUUUUGCACCAAGUGUCUGCUCUUAAAAAGGUAUAUUGAAGUGAUGCAAAAACCAUUCCUGUCUAUGUAUUCUUGGUUCUGAGUUGUUUCAGAUUACAUUUAUUUUAAAGAUCAAGAGCAAACAUAGGUCAAGGGUGCUGCUGAUAUCAGCUUGUGAGUAUAUAUGCAUUAAUUUACAUUCUUUAGAUUAUUUCCCGUCAAACAUGCUGCAGAUUUUGAAAAUAUAUUACAUAGAAGGAAGAUUACUAAAACAUUGUUUAUAUUAUGAACUAUAUUUAAUUUUUACAUGGAACAUGGGUACUACAGCUAGUUACAUAAUUUGACACAUCUGAGCACAUUUUCAUUUGACACCCUGACUAAAGUUAGCAAUAACGCCAGAAGACAAAAGGAAAAUUGUGGUUGUAGAAGUUUAAGAACCACAUUGUGUUGUGUAGUCAGAAAGCAGAUGAAGAAACCAGUCAGUCUGAAAUCUUAAUGAAAUAAUCUUCCAUUUGACAACAUAAAUAACAUUAUUCUGAUUUAUGGGAAAGGGAACAGGUUAUUAGAAUGAGCCAUAAUCUUUAAUUACUCUCUUCCCAAAUAAGUUGAUUGGGCUAGUCUAUUUUUAAAACAUAAUGUAAUGAAGGCCUUGUACUCAAUAGUUCAAUUGAAAGCCAGUUCUUCUGCUUAUCUAAAUUCUAUGCAAUCUCCAAGUCCUUGGAAGGACGAGGCAGGACAAAUUACUGGCACAAAGCAGAAUGAGGCCUUCUAAGUUUCUUUUUAAUGUGAUAGAGGUUUAGUGAUUGAGUUCCACCAGGCAGCAAUUUGAUCCUUAAAGUGAAACAUGUCUGUUGUCAAACAAUAAACCAUAUUAUGUAAAAACUUAAAAUAUUGUACAAACCCCUGAAGAAACUGUCGUGGAGCUAUUAUGUUGUAACACAGCACUUGCAUCACUAUAGUUCACAAUAAGCCACCAAAUUUUUGUAUUGAGAACUUCUAGUUUGUACCUUACCAAAGUCGAUGAUUUUGACCCAUUUCAAAAUCCUUUGGACCAAUUCUUCCUCUUACGGUGGUCUUAUUUUUAAAGGCAUAUCAGCAUUGUGCUUACAUUACAUGGUCACAAGAACAGGGAAAGGUAUCAUUUCUCAAAAACAACAUGGUAUCAUUGUCAAAGAGGCGGAUAAAAUGCUGGUUACAAGAAAUUCUCAGAUGAAUACACUUGUUGAUUUAUUUCAUGAGUUCUAACUUCAAAAGGCCUUUUAAAAUUUAUGUAUCACAGAUUGUUGCAUUACAGUCCCUAAACCAUUUCAACAGUUUUUUGGAAGUAGAUUGGAUAGCUCUACUGCAAACAACUCAGUAUUUGUAGUAAAAUAAAAUUUAAUGGGAAAAAUAUCAUAAAAGUAAAUUACAAUUAAUGUAUUACAAAUUUCUAAUUCUGCAAAAAAGUUUUCUUUUAUAUAAAAGAUUUCCUUGACAUUGGUACCAUCAGGUUUUUGACCUUUGACUUUAGCAGAAUCUCUCAGAAACAGGAGGGAUUUGAAUUUUUUUCUAUUAUAAGACCAAGCUGAAAUGUAAUAAGUACAUGUAAAGUUGUCUGACUAGAAUUUUGUAACCUUUGCACUCCAUGUUAUGUUCCAUGGUAAGGGAAAUAAUAAAUUAAAAACACAGCUUCUUAAACA